GCUCUGAAAACACUGUGGUUAGGGUUGGGGGGGCUCUAAGGAUACUGUGGGUUAGGGUGAGGGUUGGGAGGACUCUGAGGAUAUUGUGAGUUAAGGGUAGGCCUGGGGGCCCGGACAGUGUUGGGUUGUUCCAGGUUGGAGAGAAUCAUGGGCCCUGGGUGGGUAGUCAGGGGAGGUGGUAGCCCUGAGGAUCUUUCAGGCCCCGCCGUUUCAGCGUUGGCGUUGGGACCGGACGUGCUGCUACUCUCUGACCUAGUUCAGGGAAGAACCAGAGCCGGGGUCGGGGCUGGGGCCGGUGCUGGGGCGGGGCCUUCCGCUCAGAGGAAGUCCCCCAGCCCGGGGCAGGGAAGCCUCGAGGGAGCUGGGCCAGGAGGGGUGAGGGCAAGGGUGAGGGUCACUCCCUCUCCCGCUGAGCCCUGGCUUUCCCCAGAUGCUGAACCCCGCUGUUUUAUGCUCUGAAGUUGGAGAUGGCAGAGGUUGGGGAGUGGAAGAGGGAUACGGCCACUGGACAAGUCCCAGGGCUCAGAGUUAGGGGGUGAGAGGGGCCCAGGGGUUUCUGGAAACUACCAGCAGAGAUCAAGAGAGUGGACAAGAAGGCCUCCCCUUUCUCUAGGCCAAGCCCUGGGUGCCCUGAAAAGUGCCCAUUGUACUCAACCCUGGAGCGGGAGCAGAUGGAGAGGGCACCUAGAGAGCCAGGAGCAGAUGAGGGCAUCCUGAGAGCCAGGAGAAGAUGAGGAGGGCACUCUGAGAACCAGGUGCAAAUGUAAAGGGCACCCUGAGACCAGGAGAUGAUGAAGAGGGUGCAUCUUGAGGACCAGGAACAGAUAAGGACACCCUGAAAACCAGGAACAGAUAGAUAGGGCACCCUAAGAACCGAGUCUAGAAUCCUGACAUGGGAGCAGGCGGCAAGCAUGGCUUGGGGCCCGAACCCAGCCCCCUUCCUCCACCAAGGAGACUCACUCCCUCUUGCUGGCCCCACAGACCAUCCUGCUGGUGGUUUUGGUGGCAGGGAGUGGGCCACGGGGGUUGGAAAUGAGCACCUCACUGAGCACCCCAACCUCUGGAGCGGCAAAUUUCAGUUUGGUCCAGAACCCCCACCAAAGAAUGCCCCGGAGCCAGGAGUGCUCAGCUUCCCAUUUCCUGGACAAGUCCAGCAAGUUGUGCUGCCAGAAUUGCCCAGCAGGGCACUUCCUGGUGACUCCAUGCAGCAGCUUCGGGAGUCCUUCCUCUUGCCAGCCCUGCCGCCAGGGCACCUACCUGCCCAAAGAAAAUUACAGUCGGAAAUGUUUCCGCUGCCAAGAGUGUGACAAGGCGGCCCUGCAGGUCGCGAUCGAGAACUGCUCGGCGACGGGGAACACGCGUUGCGGUUGCGCCCCUGGUUGGUUCAAAGAGUGCUUGGUGAACCGCUGCGAGGAUGGCUCCCCCUUCUCCUGCCGCCUCUGCCUGGACUGCCACAAGCUCCACCGCCACAGCCAGGGACCCCACUCUGCUGAGUGCUCCUCCGGAGCCCCCGCUCCUCCCCGCAACAUGGAGCCGGUGUUGAUUCUAGUUUCUGAAACAGUCUCCAACUGUGGACCCUGCUUAUCCGGCUUCUAUGAGGACCAGGGCAGCUGCUCCCCAUGUCCCACGAAACCGUUUGACAGCUGCCCACAGGCCUGUGCAGGAUACUGCUCCCAGAUGGGGUCCUGGGUGCCGCUUCCUUUAACCGGGCUGAUGGUGGUGCUGCUUUUCCUUGGGGGAACCCUCACCUACUGCUACUGGAAGCGUCGUCCCCCACAGUCUUCCAGCCGUGGGUAUCACGUGGCAGAUGAAGCUGUGGCAGAAGCACUGGCCCCGUCGUGGGCCCCUGUGCCGCUGCUUGUGGAAAGCCCCCCGACCCUCCCCGCCCUGACCACCACGUCCAGUCAACAGAAGGUCUGCGACCUCCAGCUGCUGGGGAGCAACUGUGUCGCCAGCGCCCCGCUGGCCCACGAGGCUCCCUGUCCGGAGGACACGUGGCUCCUGCCCUGGAGCCAGCUGCCCGCUGGCAGAGGAAGCGGCCCGGCGGCCGGAUCGCUUCUGCAGCCGGGCCCGCAGCUGUACGAUGUGAUGGACGCGGUGCCGGCGCGGCGCUGGAAGGAGUUCGUACGGACCCUGGGGCUGCGGGAGGCGGAGAUCGAGGCGGUGGAGGUGGAGGUGGUGCGCUUCCGCGACCAGCAGUACGAGAUGCUCAAGCGCUGGCGCCAGCAGCAGCCCGCCGGACUGGGGGCCGUCUACGCCGCGCUGGAGCGCAUGGGCCUGGACGGUUGUGCCGAGGAACUCCGCAAGCGCCUGCAGCGCGGGCUCUGA
Ornithorhynchus anatinus (platypus) is the source of this 2328-nucleotide messenger RNA. RefSeq names its product TNF receptor superfamily member 25 (gene TNFRSF25). Bases 1033 to 2328 code for a protein of 431 amino acids. NCBI's taxonomy places the organism in Eukaryota, Metazoa, Chordata, Mammalia, Monotremata, Ornithorhynchidae. Gene Ontology annotation, molecular function: protein binding. Gene Ontology annotation, biological process: signal transduction. The transcript is spliced from 9 exons. Gene Ontology annotation, cellular component: plasma membrane. The record is from RefSeq and is a predicted model, not a curated record.